AACUUUCCUAUUGAUAGAAUAAAAAAGCGCGAAAUUCCCGGCUCGUUUAAGCAAAAUAGUGCUCAUGUGCUCAUGUCUCUUCGUUAUCGACAACACAUCAUUGAAUAACCUAAUACUUAAAAUAAAUCACAACAAUUGCACGAAAGUCUGUCAGAAUGAUUUUAAAGUCAAUAUCUACAAGAUACCUGUCUAUAGCAAGAGCCAAAUGUUUUAGACACAUGUCAACUAUUGCACGUGAUAAAACAAAUGAAAACAGUACUAAAUCAAAUGCUGAUGACACUAAAAAUUGGCAGGCUGAAUUAUUAGCUACUAUGAAAAUUUUUCCUGACUUCCUUACGCCACAGGAAGAAGAGUCUUUACUCCAAGAAGUCGAACCAUACAUGAAGAGACUGCGAUAUGAAUUCGCUCAUUGGGAUGAUGCUAUUCAUGGUUAUAGAGAAACAGAACGUGCCAAAUGGAAUGAAGAGAAUACCAAAAUUAUCAAUAAAGUUCGUGUAAAGGCAUUUCCACCUGGUAAACCACAGCUUAAGUUUGUGCAUGUAUUGGAUUUAGCUGCGGAAGGAAAAAUAAAACCUCAUGUAGACAGUAUUAGGUUUUGUGGUGACAUUAUAGCUGGUUUAAGUUUGCUCAGUGAUUCUGUAAUGCGUUUAACAAUGGUUAAUCAUGAAGAAGAAUGUAAACAUGAUUUUUUUUUACCAAGAAGAUCCCUCUAUAUAAUGAGUGGUAUAGCAAGACAAAAAUACAACCAUGAAGUAUUAGGACCCGAAGAAUCGAUAUUUGAAGGAAAACCAGUGCCAAGAGCCAGACGUAUCUCAAUAAUAUGCAGAUGUGAAGCAGAAUCAGAGUGCGAUUAGUAUUAUUACGUGGGGCAUAAGGCCAAAGUCCUCGAUAAUCUCGCGCCAAGUAGAGAGCAAUGUUAUAAAAUUUAACAAAUAAAUAUAGGAUACAAAGAAACAGGAGAAUACGAGUAUGAAGAAAAAAAAAUUUUCGUGUUGCACACCAAUUUAUUC
Cephus cinctus (wheat stem sawfly) is the source of this 1010-nucleotide messenger RNA. Its product is annotated as alpha-ketoglutarate-dependent dioxygenase alkB homolog 7, mitochondrial. The record is from RefSeq and is a predicted model, not a curated record. The transcript is spliced from 6 exons. Gene Ontology annotation, biological process: DNA damage response; fatty acid metabolic process. Gene Ontology annotation, cellular component: mitochondrial matrix. Lineage: Eukaryota; Metazoa; Arthropoda; Insecta; Hymenoptera; Cephidae. Bases 156 to 854 code for a protein of 232 amino acids.